AUGACGGGUCGCUACUCCCUGAGAGCAACCCCUAGAAAGAAGGAACUUUUCACUGGCAUGGUAGAGACCCCGCGUCCUGUCUCCCGCCGCACAUCCUCCCGCCGCUCACACACGCCUGCUGGAGAGAGCCCUGAGCCCACAGCCGACCUCGACUCUCUGUCAGAGAACCUCAAGCCCGAGACCGCACGAAGAAGAGGCAUUCCCAAGUUCAAAGAAGAUAUUGACGACGAGGAGGUCGACCUCAGAGCACCAAUGAAGAAGUCCGCUACCAACGGCCACGCCAAUGGCAAUGGCAAUGGUCACGCUAAUGGAUAUGCCAACGGCAACGGCCACACCAACGGACAUGCCAAUGGCAAUGGCCACACCAACGGCUCUGCGUACGGCACUAUUGAGGAUGUCAAGCCCCUUGCCACCGGACGCGCUCCCUUUGUCACGGCCGAAGAUGUGCUGUCCGACGUUGCGACCAACAGUCAGCCUGCGACCGCUGUCAACGGCAAUGAGCCCAAUUAUGAGGUUGGCGAAAUCAUUGACGGCUGGAAAGUCGGCACCGACCCCAAGAUUGACUUCUCGGGCGAGUUCGAAUUUGGCGGCAGCUUUGGCACCAUGGCCCUCAUGAUUGGAUUCCCUCUGCUCAUGUGGUACAUGUGGAUCGGUGCAACCUACUACGACGGCAAGCCCCCGAUGCGCGUCGAGGGCCAAUCCUGGAGCGACUUUGGUUCUCACCUCCUCAACCUAGUCUACACAGGCGCCUAUCCUUCGUUCCGUGCCUGGAAGAUCUACUGGACCUUCUUCAUUUUCGAGGGUGCCUGUUACUGCCUUCUCCCUGGCGUCUGGGCCUGGGGAAAGCCCCUCGCCCACGAGAAUGGCAAGCAGCUAAAGUACUACUGCAGCGCCUACGCUAGUCUGUACUUCACUAUCGCGGUCAUGGCGGCGCUGCACUUUACCGGUCUCUUCCCUGUCUAUACAUUCAUCGACGAAUUCGGCCCUCUCAUGUCCGUUGCUAUUAUCAGCGGCUUCCUCGUCUCUUUCGUUGCCUACUUCUCUGCCUUGGCUCGUGGCGCCCAGCAUCGUAUGACCGGAUACCCCAUCUACGACUUCUUCCUAGGCGCUGAGCUGAACCCCCGCAUGUUCGGCAUCCUCGACUUCAAGAUGUUCUUCGAGGUUAGGAUCCCCUGGUACAUCCUCCUUGGCCUGAGCUGCGGCGCCGCGGCCCGUCAGUACGAGCGUUACGGCUACGUGUCUGGCGAGGUCCUCUUCCUCGUCAUGGCGCACUACCUAUAUGCCAACGCGUGCUCCAAGGGCGAAGAGCUCAUCGUGCCCACCUGGGACAUGUACUACGAGAAGUGGGGCUUUAUGCUCAUCUUCUGGAACCUCGCCGGUGUACCGCUCUCCUACUGCCACUGCACCAUUUACCUUGCCAACCACCACCCCGACGAGUACCGCUGGAACCCCUACGCACUUACAGCUCUCUUCAUCGCCUAUCUCUUCGUUUACUGGGUUUGGGAUACGUGCAACUCGCAGAAGAACUUCUACCGCUUCUCCGAGCGCGGCCAGGCCGCCCAGCGCAAGUCCUUCCCCCAGCUUCCCUGGCAGACGGUCAAGAACCCCAAGAUCAUCAGGGCUGCGAACGGCGGCACCAUCCUCGUCGACGGAUGGUACGGCCUCGCCCGCAAGGUUCACUACACCUGCGAUGCCUUCUUCGCCAUCUGCUGGGGUCUCAUCACAGGUUUCAACAGCCCCUUCCCUUGGUUCUACCCCGUCUUCUUCUGCGGCAUGAUUGCCCACCGUGCGGCGCGCGACAUCCGCAAGUGCAGACAGAAGUACGGCGAGGCGUGGCUCGAGUACGAACGCCAGGUGCCCUACCUUCUCAUUCCGUACGUCAUCUAA
Molecule: messenger RNA, 1887 nt
Organism: Verticillium alfalfae VaMs.102
Lineage: Eukaryota; Fungi; Ascomycota; Sordariomycetes; Glomerellales; Plectosphaerellaceae
Product: Delta(24(24(1)))-sterol reductase
Exons: 3
Coding region: 1-1887 (628 amino acids)
Biological process (GO): ergosterol biosynthetic process
Cellular component (GO): endoplasmic reticulum membrane
Molecular function (GO): Delta24(24-1) sterol reductase activity
Source: RefSeq, a predicted model, not a curated record